AUGAAACAAACACAUUAUAAGAAUAAUACCAGGGGUGACGUCACUCAGAUAGAAGUUAUUCAAGAGGCUCCCAGUGAUAUCCCCGCCUCCGAAGAGCCUUCCUCCAAUCCCCUCCCCGACGCCACAAUCCCCCCAAAGAGCCCUUACCCUCCAAUCCCCCCGACCACAAUCCAAGACCCCUUCUCCUACAAUCCCCCCGACCUCCACAAUCCAAGAGCCCUCCUCCAAUCCCCCCCCGACCACAAUCCAAAGAGCAUCCUCCAAUCCCCCCCGACCACAAUCCAGAGCCUCCCCUCCUCCCCCCGACCCACAAUCCCAAGAGGCCUCCCUCCAAUCCCCCCGACCACAAUCCAAGAGCCUCCCCCCUCCAAUCCCCCCCUCCGACGACCACAAUCCAGAGAAGCCUUCUCCAAUCCCCCUCCGACCACAAUCCAAGAGCCUUCUCCAAUCCCCCCCCCGACCAACAAUCCAAGAGCCAAUCCCCCCAUAAGCCCUCCUCCAAUCCCCCCCGACCACAAUCCAAGAGCCCUCCUCCAAUCCCCCAAACCAAUAUGCAAGAGCCCUCCUCCAAUACCCCCCGACCACAAUCAAGAAGCCUUCCUCCAAUCCAAUCCCCCCGACCACAAUCCAAGAGCCCUCCUCCAAUCCCCCAACCACAAUCCAAGAGCCUUCCUCCAAUCCCCCGACCACAAUCCAAGAGCCUCUCCAAUCCCCCCAAACCACAAUCCAAGAGCCAUCCUCCAAUCCCCCCGACCACAACUCCAAGAGCCCUCCUCCAAUCCCCCGACCACAAUCCAAGAGCCCUCCUCCAAAUCCCCCCACCCGACCACAAUCCAAGAGCCUUCCUCCAAUCCCCCCAACCACAAUCCAAGAGCCUUCCUCCAAUCCCCCCCACCACAAUCCAAGAGCCUUCCUCCAAUCCCCCCGACCCACAAUCAAGAGCCCUCCUCCAAUCCCCCAACCACAAUCCAAGAGCCUUCCUCCAAUCCCCCCGACGACCAACCAAUCCAAGAGCCUUCCUCCAAUCCCCCCGACCACAAUCCAAGAGCCUUCCUCCAAUCCCCCAACCACAAUCCAAGAGCCUUCCUCCAAUCCCCCCGACCACAAUCCAAGAGCCCUCCUCCAAUCCCCCCAAACCACAAUGCAAGAGCCCUCCUCCAAUACCCCCGACACAUCAAGAGCCUUCCUCCAAUCCCCCGACACAAUCCAAGAGCCCUACUCCAAUACCCCCCCCCAAACCACAAUCCAAGAGCCCUCCUCCAAUCCCCCCAACCACAAUCCAAGAGCCCUCCUCCAAUCCCCCCACCACAAUCCAAGAGCCUUCCUCCAAUCCCCCCAACCACAAUCCAAGCCCGCCCUCCUCCAAUCCCCCAAACCACCAAUCCAAGAGCCCUCCUCCAAUCCCCCCGACCACAAUCCAAGAGCCUUCCUCCAAUCCCCCCGACCACAAUCCAAGAGCCUUCCUCCAAUCCCCCAACCACAAUCCAAGAGCCCUCCUCCAAUCCCCCACCCCCGACCACAAUCCAAGAGCCUUCCUCCAAUCCCCCGACCACAAUCCAAGAGCCUUCCUCCAAUCCCCCCGACCACAAUCCAAGAGCCUUCCUCCAAUCCCCCCGACCACAAUCCAAGAGCCUUCCUCCAAUCCCCCCGACCACAAUCCAAGAGCCUUCCUCCAAUCCCCCCAAGACCACAAUCAAGAGCCUUCUCCAAUCUCCCCCGACCACAAUCCAAGAGCCUUCCUCCAAUCCCCCAACCACAAUCCAAGAGCCUUCCUCCAAUCCCCCCACCACAAUCCAAGAGCCUUCCUCCAAUCCCCCAACCACAAUCCAAGAGCCUUCCUUCCAAUCCUCCCGACACAAUCCAAGAGCCUUCCUCCAAUCCCCCCGACCACAAUCCAAGAGCCUUCCUCCAAUCCCCCCGACCACAAUCCAAGAGCCUUCCUCCAAUCCCCCCAACCACAAUCCAAGAGCUUCCUCCAAUCAUCGACCCACAAUCCAAGAGCCUUCCUCCAAUCCCCCCGACCACAAUCCAAGAGCCUUCCUCCAAUCCCCCCGACCACAAUCCAGAGCCUUCCAAUCCAAUCGACCACAAUCCAAGAGCCCUCCUCCAAUCCCCCCAACCACAAUCCAAGAGCCUUCCUCCAAUCCCCCCGACCACAAUCCAAGAGCUUCCUCCAAUCCCCCCGACCACAAUCCAAGAGCCUUCCUCCAAUCCCCCAACCACAAUCCAAGAGCCUUCCUCCAAUCCCCCGACCACAAUCCAAGAGCCUUCCUCCAAUCCCCCGACCACAAUCCAAGAGCCUUCCUCCAAUCCCCCGACCACAAUCCAAGAGCCAUCUAA
Molecule: messenger RNA, 2340 nt
Organism: Macrobrachium nipponense
Lineage: Eukaryota; Metazoa; Arthropoda; Malacostraca; Decapoda; Palaemonidae
Exons: 2
Coding region: 1-2340 (779 amino acids)
Source: RefSeq, a predicted model, not a curated record